UGCUGGUUGCAUCGUGUUUUGAGAAAGCAGGUGUCUAUAGUAACGGCAACGUCAAUCUACCGCCCCGCUGAAGCUUGGAAAAAAAAAAACGCGCGGUUGGGCAGACAGACAAACAAAUUUCUCACUGCUUACAACCACACCCCCCCCCCCCCGUGUCUGGACUUUGGUAGCAGCCGCGUUGUGCUCGUUUUUUUUUCACGCCGGUUGAAGAUGGCGGCGGCGCUGGAGGGUAGAAGCCGCUAGGACUGAGAGAGAGCUGGAUAAACCUCGUUUGAAUUCGCGUGGAUGUUGUUAUCAUUAAUGUCAAUAAUGUUUGCUUUCUAACGUCGUUUUCUGGGGUCGGAGCGCGGUGCUGAGAUGGGAGAGAAGCUGGAAUUGCGGUUAAAAUCACCGGCAGGAGCCGAAUCGGCUACAUAUCCCUGGCCUUUACCUGUCUAUGAUAAACACCAUGAUGCUGCUCAUGAAAUCAUCGAAACAAUCAGGUGGGUGUGUGAGGAGAUACCUGACCUGAAGCUGGCCAUGGAGAACUAUGUGCUGAUCGACUAUGACACAAAAAGCUUCGAGAGCAUGCAGAGGCUAUGUGACAAGUACAACAGAGCUAUUGACAGUAUUCACCAGCUGUGGAAAGGCACGACGCAGCCCAUGAAGCUGAACACUCCUCCCUCGAAUGGGCUGCUCCGCCACAUCUUGCAGCAGGUCUACAACCACUCGGUCACCGACCCGGAGAAGCUCAACAACUACGAGCCCUUCUCCCCGGAGGUGUACGGAGAGACCUCCUUCAACCUGGUGGCUCAGAUCAUCAACGAGAUCGAGAUGAUGGAGGAAGACACCUUCGUGGACCUGGGCAGCGGUGUGGGCCAGGUGGUGCUACAGGUGGCUGCAGCGACGAACUGCAAACACUACUACGGAGUUGAGAAGGCAGACAUCCCAUCCAAAUACGCAGAGGCGAUGGACUGGGAGUUUACAAAGUGGAUGAAAUGGUACGGAAAGAAGCACGGCAAUUAUUCGUUGGAAAGAGGGGAUUUCCUUUCUGAAGAGUGGAAGGAGAGAAUCGCAAACACAAGUGUGAUUUUUGUGAAUAACUUUGCCUUUGGUCCCGAGGUGGACCACCAGCUGAAGGAACGGUUUGCAAACAUGAAAGAAGGUGGCAAAAUCGUAUCCUCUAAACCUUUUGCACCUCUAAACUUUAGAAUAAACAGUCGGAACUUGAGCGACAUAGGCACAAUAAUGAGGGUUGUGGAAUUAUCACCACUGAGGGGCUCUGUAUCCUGGACAGGGAAACCAGUUUCUUACUACUUGCAUACAAUAGACCGCACCAUACUUGAAAACUAUUUUUCUAGUCUCAGAAAUCCAAAACUCAGGGAGGAACAAGAGGCAGCUAGACGUCGGCUACAAAGAGAAACUAAAGAGAGCAAAAGCAACACGACUACACCGACCAAGAUCCAGGAACACAAGGAUUCUGGGGGUGAAGAUGAGAAGUCGGGGUCCGUGGCCCUGGUGAAGAAGGGGUCCCCCGCGAAGCCGCGCAAGGCCCGUAUCGGCAACAAGGGGCGCAAGAUGGCCGGCAGGAAGCGCGGCCGCCCCAAGAAGGCGAAUCUCAUCGCAGCCGCUGAGCGCAAAGCCAAGAAGAACCAGUCAGCCCUGGACCUGCUCCACGCCAAAACCGUGUCCCAGACAGCGCCCCCUCAGGAUGCAUACAAGUCACCUCGUAGCCCAUUCUUCCAACUACCUCCCAAAGUGCAACGCUAUUCAUCAGGGCAGCUGCUGCUCAGCCCCACCCCCCCUGCACUGCAGCAGCUCCUGGACUCCAUCAAAGUCCAGUACCUGCAUUUCAUGGCCUACAUGAAGACUCCCCAGUACAAGACCAGCCUGCAGCAGAUCCUGGAGCAGGAGAAGCAACGAAACAGCGAGCUGUCGGGCCGGGUUGAGCAGCUGUACACUCUCUGCCAAGCCCAGAAAGAGAAGACCAAGGGGCUCUUUCAGCACAAACUCGAGGAGCUGGGAGUGAAGGCCCUGACGUACGAGGACCUGGUCCAGGCGCAGAAGGAGAUCUCCGCCCACAACCGGCAGCUGAAGGAGCAGACCAAGCAGCUGGAGAGCGACGCAUCGGAGCUGAGGGAGCAGAGCCUGUGCCUGCUGAAGGCCCGGUGUGACGACCUGAAGCUGGACUGGUCGAGUGUGUCUCUGGAGUCUCUCCUGAAGGAGAAGCAGGCACUGAGGAGCCAGAUCUCCGAGAAGCAGCGACACUGCCUCGAGCUGCAGAUCAGCAUUGUGGAGCUGGAGAAGAGCCAGCGCCAACAGGAGCUGCUGCAGCUCAAGUCGUACAGCCCCUGUGAGGACACCCUGCCUUCCCACUACAGGAGCAAGGGGCCCCCCUGCCUGGACCUGCAGCCCCCCUGCCUCGACAUGGAGGUGUCCAAGCUGCCCCUGCCGGCCUUCAACGGGCUGAGCCCGGAGCUGUCCAUGAAUGGGGGCGACGGGUUCGACAGGGGGGGCAAAGCGGAACUCGUCUCGCACUACCUGCCCUCCCCUCAUGAUCAAGACAUCGUUCCCCCUACCCCCGGGGCCAGGCAGAGGCAGCCCAGCCACGCCCUGCCCGAUUACACACGCUUCUCCCCGGCCAAGAUUGCCCUGUGGAGACACCUCAACCAGGAGCCCAGCUGGGGCCAGAGGGCUGCACUGGGGCUGCACAGAGGUGAGGCUGGAAGGGAUGGGGCUCUGUCUCCACUCACCCCGGGGCUGAAACACGGACAGACCUUCCCAUUGCCCCCUUCACCUGGGAGCCAACAGAGCGGGGCGGCCAAGACUGCUGACAGCAAGGGCUGUAAAGAGAGAAUCCCCCCUGGAACUGCUGACACCAUCACCAGCCUCCCCGUCAGUAUCCCCUUGAGCACGGUGCACCCUUGCAAGCUGCCAGUCAGCAUUCCCCUGGCCAGCGUGGUGCUGCCCAGUCGCGCAGAGAAACUGAGGAGCACGCCUAGUCCGGUACCACAGACCCGAGACCCGGGCUACCCUGACAAGCUGAGCAGCUCCACCUGCCAGACCAACGGCAGCGCGACGGGACAGAAACUGCAGCACACACCUACCUCAGGUUUUUCCUUCAGCUCUGGCUCCAUGACUGUGAAUGGAGGCUCCCAUCCAGGCUCGGGCUGUUUCUCCCUGGAUCCCAGCUCCCUGGACGGGUCCCCAGUGUCCCGGGGCUCUCCACCGCAGACGUCCUCCUUCCUGGUCAUGCAGGCGCGCAGCUCGGGGCAGGCCUCUCCCGGCAGCCCCCAUCUGGGGGGAAGCGGAGGGGGGCUCCACAGUACAGGAGGGGUGCUGCAGUACGCUGACGGGCCCCCCAGAAUCCUACCUGAGGGGAAGAGGGAGCUGGGGUCGGACAUGGAGCUGCUGGAGAGCGAAGCCAAGAGGAAGAUCAUCUUCUCAGGGACCCUGGGGGGUAAACAGCCCUCCUCUGCUAAGCUGGGACCUCCAGCCAGCCAGGGCCACGCUCUGGAGGGCAGGAAGCGUGGUAGGAGGAAGCGUGGCUCUGCAGGGACCACAUCCAUGGGGGGCUCCCCCAAACGCAAACCCGUUCCGGGACUCUGCACCCACGCCUCGGGGUCCCCUCUCAAUAUCAACUCCAUGGUGAACAACAUAAACCAGCCUUUGGAAAUCGCAGCCAUCUCGUCCCCGGAGAACUCUCUGAAGAACUCCCCCGUCCCGAACCUGGACCAGCCCCCCGUGCUCAAGAGGGAGCGCCCCCUGGAGUUGAACGGGGCAAGGCGCUACUCCCCCUCCCCCCCGUCCAGCUCUGACGAAGAGCACUGCGGCUUCCAGGACGACAGCGGCAGCAUGCGCAUUGAGAGGAAGAUUGCGACCAUCUCCCUGGAGAGCAGCCCCAUCAAGGCAGGGGACAGCGACAAGGGUGGAAGCUCGGCAGGCAGGAAGGCUGCUAAUGGCAUUGAAGUAUCCCCCUGUUCCUCCUCCUCCUCUUCAUCCUCCUCCUCCUCCUCCUCCAGCAGCAGCAAGUGGAAAUCCACCUUCUCCCCGAUCUCAGACCCCAAGCAGCCCGCUUCGGAGUGUCUGCGGCAUGGGGGCUCUCCUUUCGGGGGGCGCUUCUGUGACUCCGAAACGGACCACAAACAGCAGCAGCAGCAGCAUCACAGGAAAACGUCGGGGACAGGGGGCAGUGAAUCCAGUGGGGGUGACUCCCCGUGCCCGCUCAACAAUGGCUACCCCAACCAACACCAGAACUCCAAACCAUUCCAGACCGACAAGCACAGCUCAUCCCACCAACACCACCACCAUCAUCAUCAUGGCCACCACCACCACCAGCAUGGGGCAGCGUCAGUGGCUGCCCAGGGGAGGGCGAAGUCUCGGGACUGGGAGGUUGUGAAGAGCAGCAGUACUAACUGCAGCAGCAGCAGUAGCCAGAACCUCUUCUUUUCAGCGGCUGGGAUCCUGAGUGGAAAAGGGGUCUCCCCGGUUGUGGUUUCGUCCUCUUCUCCCUCGGGGGUCACUGUGGGGCCCUCGCACCCCUACCUGGGGCCUCAGUUUCCUCUGGGGGGUGCCUCUGUGCUGCACUCGCUGUUUGGGGUCCAGUCUCCGGCCGGGGGGGCCCCCAGACUGGUGAACGGACACACGGUGAUGGGGGCUUUUUCCAGCUCCGGCCUCGCUGGGGGAGCAGCAGGAGGUAUAUUUAACCACGUGAUGCCUUCCAUCUCUUCCCACCAAUUCGGAGCUGGCUUGAGCAGCUCUAUCAACAGCACCAGUGGUGCCGCUUUGCUGAGCUUUGCCCCAUUGCAGCAGAUACAUGCAGUGCCAGGCCCUAACCCCUCUAGCACUGGGGUCCCCUUCCCAACCUCCUCUACCCAGUCUAUCCCCCAACACAGCCGGACUCAGUCUGUGCUCCACACCCCUCCUCCCCCUACCCUGUCCCUUCCCCCACCCCCUGCUCUCCUAACCUCCUCUUCAUCAUCCCAGUCUUUGCAUGCCAGCUGUGGCAGUGAUGCUUUCCUGCCCACCUCUGCUCGCCAGCUCGCUUCUGCUAGGCUGCCCACUGUGCAGCAGCUGCAACAAACCCAUCAUCCGAAAUCAUCUUUGCCUCCUUCGUCGUCUUCUCUUUCCUCCUCCUCUUCUCUGUCUCGCCCGUCCUUCACCGUGCACCACCCCCCUGUGCCCCCUCGCUCUGUGCCUGCUCCUGCCCCGCCUGCCAGCACGCUCUGGGUGACUCUUGGCAUGCAGGCUCCCUACAGUUCCAGCCUCCCUGGGGUCCGCCCAAGAUAAAGGGCUGCUUUCCGGGCUGCCUUUUAUUUAUUUUUUCCCCACGAUAAGGUAACUAAAAAUUCUACCUCAACCCAAUGUGACCUAUGCAAAGGACAGCUGUGGACCAGCGGGACUCUCUUCCACUGACUUGGUGCUCAAUGGGGGUUCUGUGUUCAGUAUGGGUGUGAAACUCUCUCUCUCUCGCGCACGCACACACACACACACUUACACACGGGGGGGGGGGGUGGCACGCACUCAGCACUGCUUUCUGAAAGGGGGCGGUGAGCCUCUCCAUGUUUUCUCCACAGCAGCAGCAGUGCUUCUCAAAUACCCAGUCCAGGUUUUCGUUUCAGCCUCCUUUUCGUUUUCUCCCAUUUUGUGUUGUGGUUUCAGAUUUAAGGCUGUGCUGAGUGCUGUGUUUUUUGUGCAGCUGAAAACCAAGGCAAUAUUAUUAGAUGGGGUUGAAACAGCUUGAGGACUGGGGUUGAGGGCCACUGUUCUGCAGCAGUGUUACUCAACUUGGAUCUGAACUACAGGGACCCCUAGAACUGUGUUUCCGAACCUGUUCUCAUUGAGUGCUGUUGUCCAUUGAGCUGCGUGGUUAAUCAUGGCCAAUGGUUUUGAAAUACAAAGCUGUGCUCAGGAAAGGGGUGAGGAUGGUUAAUUGGGUUACAGAGCUUGUGUGAUUGUGUUAUCCUCCUUUCAGCCUCUAUAGUAUUGUAUCUCACCCGAUCUGAAGAAACCGGCUUACCACAGAGCAGGAUCUUCAGCAAUGAAGACCAAAAAAAAUAAAUAAAUGAAAAGCCUUUUUGCUUUUAAACCAUGUCCCUUUAAAAAAAAUCAAAUAAAGAAAUCAAAUAAAAGCAGUAAUAAGUGUCUGGUAGCUGGAUUUCCACAGAAUAAUUGUCUCCCGAUGGUAAGGUGUGGUUUUGUUUUAUGUAAAGGGUCUUCAUUCAAAAUGCUGGCCCUUAUGCACUGAUUGUCUGUCACACUCUCUAAAUGGUCUUGAAUGUUCUCCAGACUUUUAAUGUGAUAAACUAUCCCGUUUGCAUGUAAUCUAAUACACUGAUUUCUUUUAUGCACAUUUUUACAAAGUGUGUGCAGUGGAUAAAAUGCUGUACACACACUCCCCUCUGCCGACAGCGAGAAUGCUAUACUAACAUUGUUACUGUGACCUUAAAUGAACUCGCUGCUUGCCCAUCUUAGCAACAGCACAGUGCUCAUUGAGACUGGGUUCGGGACAGGGUUCGGACAGUGGAAACGCAGCUUAAUAAAUCUUGACUGUCCUUGCAGGGGUCUAGCGUUGAGAAUCGGUGCUUUUUAGGGCAGCUAACUGCACUGCGCCCUGUCUCGCUGCGUUGUGUGAUCACUUGUUCAACGUAACCUGACCCCUGGACUGUGCAGUCACCUGCUCAACUCUGGCCUGAUGCACUGUACGUUUCUUUAUGUACCAGCAUAAUUUUUUUUUUAAAUCAGAAAAAAAGCUUGCUUAUUAAUUUAUUAAAUGAGUGUUUUUAAACAUUCUAAAUCUGUAUUUAAAUCCUAAACGUUUGUACAUUUCUCUUUUGUUUUUAACAGCUUGGCUGGUUUGUCAGUUAUGACUGUGUGGGUUGUGAUCACAUUGUUUUUGUAGAGUAACACUUGACUUUUUUUUUUAUUUGUCUCUCCUCUUAAAGCACACACCUUCUUACUACUUUUGUAUUGUGCAUUGUUCUCCACGAAAGACCAUGGCUUGCUUUUUUGCCUAUUGAAUUUUUGAUAAUGUUCUAACAUAAUGGUCUCGGUCUAAACUUAUUAACUUGUCAAUUCACUGUACCAUAACAAUGCCUUCGCUUGCUCGCUCCCCGACCUUAAACUAUUACAACACCCUUAACAAUGAACCGUGAUGACCCAAAUCCAUGUGUUUGGAACCGGCUCAGAUUUCAGGCAUACUGCGCAGCGAGGCUCAUCCCAGGUUGAACAGUUAACACACACACUGUAGUGGGUGUUUCACAAAUCCCAGAACAGAGGUGAUUGUUGUGGGCUGUUAUGCAGCUAACGAUGUGGCGUCCUUCCUUCUCUGCUGGGCCGCUGGCACUCGGCAGUAAGUGGCCAGUCAUUUGGCAGCAUGACUCGUUUGACCAAACAACUCCUUGUGGACCUCAGCUCUUUGGAUAUGGUGUUGCUUGCCUGCCUGCCUGGCCAAGAAAGAAAGCAGCCUGGAGACUUUGUCUCCCUGUUCUGGGAGUUCUGCAACACGCGCUGCCCUAGAGAAUGUACCAGUGGUUCGCUUGUAUUGUGAACACUGAUAGCUAACUGUCAACAGACUGUUCGGGACAGGGAGAGGAAGAAGGGGUCUAUGUUGAACAGUGGAGGAUCUAAAUUGUAGCGAGAAGUGGGGUUCAUUUUAGAUCAACUGCUGUUUUAUUUUUAUUUUAAAUCAUUACACUAGACCCCAGUGCAGUAGGUACACAGUGCAACUAGCUGUCUACAGUACAGGUAGGAGAGGGGUGUGCUAGAAUGGAACACUUGAAAAUAUGCUUUGUGUAUGUCAUGUCCCUGGAGAUGUUUAGGAGCCUGUAUACUGCGUUAUUGUAUGUGUGCAUGUGUUAUUGCAAUUUGUUUAACCUCAAAUCCCUGGUUUUAUUUGUAAUGAUGGGUUGAUUGUUAAUGUGAUUGCUGCUCCAUUCUAGCAGGGAAUCACCCCCCCUCCUCUGUAUAACUGCAUAGUGUACACAGUAUAGCUUGGGGGGGUUCUGAUUUACAGACUUACGUGGGGAGGAGGGGGACUUGAAUUAAAAACCAAAACAAAGUAUGAGGCUUUAUUUCCUAUGUGUUUUUGUCAUAUGCUACUGUACUUCCAUAUUAACACUUAUUAAAAAUGAAAUGCCUUUUUUCUAAAAGGAUAAGCUAUAUAAUGGCAACGCUUUAUUAUUGAAGUCUAUCCAGUGCAUCACUCUGCAUUAAACAUUCUGCUAAGGGAGUUGGAAUCAAGAUGUAUUGAGUGAAAAGUUAAUCAGAACCCCUGGAGCUAACUGCACUGUGCACGCACACACACACAUUCACACGCACACACACAUGCUAGAGGGUUUGGCUGGCUGGUAAAGGUGUGCACAGGUACCAACCUGUGUUCCUGUAUGAGAUACCAAAGAAACAGAACUGGAUCCCAAUACUCUGAGAGCUUUCUUGACACACUCUGCAGAACUGGGAUUGGUCAGCUGGGGCUUAUCUAUGUACAGUUCAGACACUGAAAUUCAUUACUAAUAUUGGUGCUACAGAGGCAGGAAUUGCAUGGAUAGCUUUUCCAGUCCUGUUCCCUCCUUCUCCUACCAGGUCUGAAUUUACCCAUUCUUAAAUCUAAAGUGUAGCUGCAAACUGGAGACUUGGGCGGUGUGUGGGUUUAAGUUCAUGAACCUGUGCGGGGUGGAGGAAACUUGAGGACUGGAGUUAAAAACGUGGUGGUUCACACAGUGAUCCGAUCCCUCAGGAAUCCAGUUCCAGAGAGUAUCUGCAGCCAGCCCAGCCUUGAAGGAUGACCAAUACUACUGGGGAUUCAUUAUUUUUAGAGCAAAAUAAUUAUUGUUACUGUGAAUGGGGGAGGGGGGAGUCUGCCUCCUUUCGGCUGUAUAAUUGUUUAUAAUUUAGAAAUAUUUAUCCUUUUUUAUUAUUAUUUUUUUUUUGGUUGAUGUUAUUGGGUUUAUUUAAUUCCAGCAAAGCAGUAGAGAAGCAGUGUAGGGUACGGGGCCAUUUUCUGAUGCUCUGUCUGAUUUUCUUUUUUCUAGCCUGUACCUGGUGCUAUCAGUCCGACUCAGAACUGUGCCUGGGGGUUCAAAAAACAGAACAACAAAAACAUAAACUUGGUGCUCUUGUACACAGGGAUGUCCAAUACCCAAAGGUAGCAAUAAUCCUUAAAGCAGGGGGUCCCAACCCUGGUCCUGGGGACCCCCUGUGUCUGCUGGUUUUCAUUCCAACUGAGCUCUCAAUUACUGAACCAGACCCUUCAUUGGACUGAUCAUUUGCUUAAUUAGCUUUUUAAAAGAUGCAGAGUUCAAGCUACUUAUAAAAUGUUACAGCGAACUUGGAAUCUGCAACUGUUUAAGAGCUGAAAACAAUUCAAAAGGUCUAAUUAAACAAAGGUAUUCGAUCAAUUAAGGGCCUGGUUAAGUAACUCAGUUUGAAUGAAAACCAGGCGACACAGGGGGUCCCCAGGACCAGGGUUGGGAACCACUGCCUUAAAGCAUUAACAUGUCUUAUUUUUUAAUAAGACCUUGGGGUUGUGUGUUUCUUGUUAAAUCCAUGGUGCAGCAAACAAAACACUGUACCUUGUUUUGCAAUCCAACCGACAGGAUAGCUAGUCCGCACAGGGAACAAAAACCAACAAAACUCUAAGUGGCUGCUGUACUAAAGGUGCUUGUAAACGAGAAUCGAUUAUAAUGCAAACCGAGCCUCUUAAGCUGUUCUUGCUCAGAAACUCCUGCUGAAAGGGGGUGGUGCAUCGUUCUAGCCGUUGUGUGUGCGUGGCGUCUCUCUCCACCUCCACACUGACUGCGAAGGCACAUGUGUAUCGUGUGUUAUAGCCGCUAACCACGAGGACAGCUUUGUAAAUUAGAUGGGUAGCAGUGAAAUCAGCAGGUAGUAAAGGGAUAGUUUGGCAUACCGGAGAGGGCUACCACAGCAGUGGGUAGGGUACAGGAUUGUGUUGGAUAAAGAGCAGGUAGUGGUCAAUGCAUUGGGAUGGUUAGUUCCUCAUUGGAGUGAGUGUGGACCUGGAUUGGAGUUUACAACCCAGUGUACCUGCACUACACAAGUGUGCUCAAGUCGGCUGGCUUUCUGGUCUGUGUGCAGGAAUCUGGUCAGGUGACUGCUGUGUAGCUCUCCCAAGUUGGAAUGUACAGCUCUGGCCAAAUGUUUUGCAUCACCUCGAAGUUUAGGAUUGAGACAUAAUUUAGAAAAAGUUCAACUAUACGAACAGAAUUUUAGAUAUUUUAUUUAACAUCAUGUAAUCAAAAGAAACUACAAAAUGAUAUCGCAAAAGUCUACCGUUAGCCAUAAUAGAAUGAUAUUUCGUUGGAUUUCGAAAUGUCACAUUUUUCAAUUUGUCAGUUUUUCGUUAAGGAUAUGGAAAACUACAAAGCGCUAUGUAAUUCAAUAUGUUAACGUAACAUUAUUCAGCAGGUUUCAUUCAACUUUAUGAAGCAAAAUGAGUUAAUUCUACAGGGAGAUGUAAAAACUUUGGCCAUAGCUGUAUGCACAGGUUGAUUAGAAAGGAAGUGUACCACAUCAGUGGUGUGGUGCGUUGAUGUGGUAAAGUCAAGUUUUGCACAUCAGGCCGACAGUGUUCUGCAUAUGACCUUGAGAAAUGAAUCUGGCCAAAAACUUUGACGUGUGUGUGUGUGACAGCUGCUGAAAAUCUGGAAAGGGAGGACUGUCAUCUUUUUCUGAAGAGGCUGUGCAUACAAAGAGUCUUCUGGAUUGUCAGCCAAAGCAAGUCAGUGUUUGUGGGUUCUGAUACUGGCAACUCUGUUUUUGUCACCAGCACUGAAGUCUCUUGUGUUGUAUUAUAAUAGUAGUUAUUGUUAUUAUUAUUGUUGUUGUAAUAAUUAUUAAGAUGAAUAUGAUGAUCUUUACAAAUGACAUCCAGGUGAAUAAUAUUAUCUUACUGCAAGGUGCUCUUCAAACUUAAAAAAAGGAAAAUGCAGCUAUGAAUGAAUUACCAUGAAAUCAUUUUUCCUAUUUUAAUGUUCGUAUUAAGUGAUCCCGUCCAUGCGCUCCCUUUUUGGGGAUAUUGAAACCUCAGUACUGUGAGUGAGCAGCGUGUGCGCAGCAGCAGAGGUAUGCUUUAUACUUGAGAUUCUGGGAUUUUAAAACUCUUUAAAAAGACAAAAGGUUCCUAGCCUUUCUGCAUAUACUGUUUUGUAAGAUGAUUAUCAUUAUUAUAAUUUUUUGUGUUUAAUAGUGUGUAAUUGGUUUUUAAGGUAUGUAUUUGAAUGCGUUUUUAUUUCAUUUUUGUAUUUAUUUUUUUUAAGAAGAUUAUAACUUUUAAACUGCAGUGAUAAUUGUUAAGAAAAUGAAGUUUGAGAGGUACAGCAUCGUAAUCGCUUUGAGAAAUCCUAUUAAAGAAAUAAACAUUUUAGUUUUGCUUUUCUGAAUUUACUUUUUUUUUGUAGAAAUGUUACAAAAACACUGCAAAUACCAGUGCUCAAAGAGCCACACCAGUUCCCUUACUGGUACAGUUCUUAAUCCUAGUAUAAUAUGUAUUUCAUUAACUGGUACAGGAGUUGAAAUACCUAGCAUCAAUACCUGAUCCUAUUACUGGUAGUUGUAAACCCCAGUAUAAACAAUGUGCCCUUUUACUGGUAUAAUUUAAAUACCCAGUAUAUACAUAUAUUGCAUUACUGGCUUAAUAAUGAAAACCCAGUAUAAUGAAUUCCUUUAUAAUUGUGAGUCUCUUUUCUAAAUACUAUAUUCUCCUCUAGAAAUUGUUGAUCCCAAUUUACACACCCGGUCGCUUAUGAGUUGUAUAUAAAUAACCAAUAGAAAACACCAGAUUGUCCACUGCCGGUUGUAAAUACACAGUCCCUCACUGUUCCUUCUCCGAUAGUUAGUUGCAAAUUCUGAAAACGCAUGCUUUCCUCGCUUCAGUAACCAUAUUGUUCAAUGCAUUGCGUAAGUAAACAGGUGCUUGAAGUUGCUGUGUUUUAAGGUUUGUGUGCCAUAGUUGCCCUUUUCUAUAGCAGAAACACUAUAAACAGAAGUGAAUUAUUUAAAAAUGUACAUAUAUUUUCUAUACAGUGUAUCUAUUUUGGUGAUGAAUUGUGUUUGUUUUGAGAAGUGAGGUAGAUAGAGAUAGAAAACCCCAUGUAGGUCUGGCUUUAACUGCUUAUAAACCUCACACCUCCCCUGAUUCAAGACUUACGGUAUAACCGCACCAAUGGGACAGUGUACUGGUAUGCAUUUGUGAGUGAGGCUAGUUUUAACUUUGACCUUAGACAAUUUCAAUGCCACAGAAUAUACAACGCUGUUGUAUAGCAAUACGGAUGUCUUGACAUCUUAGCCAGGUCUCGGACUUGUGUUCGUCUGAAACCAAAACUGCAUUUCUUUUUCGUAGCCUAUACUCGAGUAUUAUCCAGAUGUGAACUGAAGGAGUAGCCUUGAUGUGAGAGGGAGCAUGUUACCCAUUUAGCCUAGGAGUUCUGCAGACAGAACAUAGACUGCUUGCCAAUUGGGGGGUCUUAAGAUAAAGAAAGCCCUUGUUCCUGUAGCAGCCGGGGAGCUCACACAGCGCGCUGCACUGUCCGGUAUCCUGGGGGGUCUGCUUUGCCCUGGAAUUGGGAGGAUUGGAAUACUGUCUGUGUUCAGUACCAGUGUGAUGGAAUGUGGCUGGUUUGAUGGUGAGUAGGAUUGUAUAGCUUUAUUCCCGUAAUGAAAAAGUGUUGCUAGAUAUGCUUGGGAUGCAUUUCUCGUAUUUUAAUCGCUCGGUAGAAACCUGGAGAGGAGUUUAUUUUUUAUUAUUCAGCUACAUGAGUUUUGUGCGUUUCUUUUUGUGUUUGUUUUAUUGUGUGUGGGUGGGAGGAGGGUCCAGCAUUAGGGUUAGAUGACUGCAAGUCGGACGUAAUUGGCUUCGUUGGGUGGCGUUGACAUUUUAUCUGACAAUGUGAGUGAGUGGCAGCAUUGAGUGAAGUGGCUGCUUAGUUGUACCUUGUGAUUUAGUUGUUUUUUCCCACUUUUUUUAUUUAUUACAUUUGUUUAAAGAACAGUGAAGCCUCCUUUAUUUGAUCACUUUCGUAAUACCUUUCUAUUUGAUCACAAAGUGGUUGAUUCAGUGGCUUUUUGUAGUUGAUAGCUGGUAAUUAUCAAAGGGGAUUGCAGUUCUUAAUUACAAUAUGUGGUUGAUUUAAGUUGACCAGUGACUGCUGUUUUAGUUGUUUUGUAGUCGUGAUUUUU
Acipenser ruthenus (sterlet) is the source of this 13170-nucleotide messenger RNA. RefSeq names its product histone-lysine N-methyltransferase, H3 lysine-79 specific-like. Gene Ontology annotation, biological process: DNA repair; DNA damage checkpoint signaling; regulation of transcription regulatory region DNA binding. Lineage: Eukaryota; Metazoa; Chordata; Actinopteri; Acipenseriformes; Acipenseridae. The transcript has 29 exons. Bases 358 to 5268 code for a protein of 1636 amino acids. Gene Ontology annotation, molecular function: histone H3K79 methyltransferase activity. The record is from RefSeq and is a predicted model, not a curated record. Gene Ontology annotation, cellular component: nucleus.